AUGGGUAGCACCGGUGCUGUUUGUGAAGAAGAAGGACAGUACGAUGAUGAUGUGUAUUUGAAGAGUAUGGUGGAGGUUCAUAAUUUUCUAGGUCUUACAGGUUAUUACCGACGCUUCGUAGAAGGGUUCUCGUUGAUCGAAGCGCUGUUGACUAAGUUACUGCGCCGUUGGAAGGACGCUCAACAGGAGAGCUUUGAGAAACUCAAGACAGUUGUAACUCAGGCUCUAGUUCUGAUACAACCUGAGUCUGGCAAGGAUUUCGUGGUUUACAGUGAUGCAUCACAUAAGGAGUUAAACCUUAGACAGCAUCGUUGGGUGGAGCUGCUUAAGAAUUAUGACUGGGUUAUCGAGUACCAUCCAGGUAAAGCCAAUAUGGUGGCAGAUGCGUUAAGUCAUAGGGUGAUGACUGAUUUGAGGGCUAUGUUCACUCGACUGAGUCUUUAUGAAGAUGGGAGCCUUUUGGCUGAGUUGCAGGUUAAGCCGAUGUGGUUGGAUCAGAUUAAGGAUACGCAGUUGGGAGAUAAGUCUCUUGAGUUGCAAUUCCGUCAGGUUGAGGCUUGUACUACCACUGAUUUUAGGAUUGACAGUAAUGGGGUGUUGCGUUUCUGA
This is a messenger RNA of Gossypium arboreum, 609 nucleotides long. RefSeq lists its product as uncharacterized. The transcript is spliced from 3 exons. Bases 1 to 609 code for a protein of 202 amino acids. The record is from RefSeq and is a predicted model, not a curated record. Lineage: Eukaryota; Viridiplantae; Streptophyta; Magnoliopsida; Malvales; Malvaceae.